UAUGGAGUGAAUUUAAAUUUACUGCAUUUGAAAGUCAAUUAUAUUUAGGAGCAGAAUCCCCCCUUCAAAAGAUUAUUGGAAAACACAGAUUUUAUGGAUAAUUUCAGGGGAGCUGAAGAUGGUCCAGUUAACAAACGAUUCAAGUACUGUUCUUCAAUGAAUUCAGACAAGAUCGACAUACUGGAUGAACCUAAAGCAUUGGGAUUGCGACUGAGGAAGAGUUCUUCAUUGUUGGAUUUGAUACAAAGGAGGCUUUCUCAAGGAAAUGUUGAUAAUGGCACACCAAUUCAAAACCAGAAGAAGAAGAAGAAGUACAAUGGAAGUGUCAAGGCCUCCAAUUUCCCUGCUUUCCUACUAAGAAUUGGCAACUGGGAGUAUGUUUCAAGAUUGGAAAGUGAUUUAGUUGUUAAAUACUACUUUUCGAAACGAAAACUUGUCUGGGAGAUUCUUGAUGGUGGUUUCAAGAGUAAGAUAGAGAUUUCUUGGUCGGAUAUACUGUCUUUGAAUGUUCACUGCCCUGAAACUGGACCUGGAUCCUUGUCUCUUGUGAUAGCUAGGAAACCGCUUUUCUACAAGGAGACAAAUCUAGAGCCUAAAAGGCAUACAAUAUGGAAGUUAACAGAGGAUUUUACACAUGGACAAGCGAGUUCUCACAGGCAACAUUUUCUGCAGUGUUCUCAAGGAGUAAUAAACAAACAUGUUGAGUUUUUUAACUUUCUGAGAGAAAAGUCUAAUGUUAUAACAGACUCGCUGUUAUUUGAAAGUCCAGAGGGAUCUUCUAGCUCCGGAUCAUCAUCAUUAUCAUUAUCAUCAUCAUCUUCACUUAAGAUUGACGGGCAACAUGAAAAAGAAGAUGAGUUUGUUAAUGAAGUUUCGGAUUUGGGAAUGAAUCAAGAUGAAGGUAUGAUCUCGGAGGCUGAGAAAAAAGAUGAAUUUAAGACUAUUUUGAACAACUUUACAGAAAUCUUGAUGAAUGACACACCAACAUUGACAGACCAUGUUGAUGAGAAGACCCUUAUGUCAAGGAUCAAUUCAUUUUGUAGUCUAUUGUAUGACUCAUUCGACCACAAUUCUUCAAUAUAUUCAACAAGAAUCUCAAACUGAAUUCUUGUUUUAUAUAUGUGAAGAUAAUGAUGUUGGUGAUGACUAUUUUAGCAGCAGGGGAUGGAAGUUGAGAAUUAGUUUUCCUUGAGGCUUAGAGGAUCAUGGUUCUGUUUUUGAAUAAUUUCCUUCUUCUUAGUUAAAAUUGGAUAAAUUUAAACUUUUUCUUACAAUUUUGUUUAUUAAACAGAGAA
This is a messenger RNA of Impatiens glandulifera, 1295 nucleotides long. RefSeq lists its product as uncharacterized. Bases 94 to 1104 code for a protein of 336 amino acids. Lineage: Eukaryota; Viridiplantae; Streptophyta; Magnoliopsida; Ericales; Balsaminaceae. The transcript is spliced from 5 exons. The record is from RefSeq and is a predicted model, not a curated record.